UGAAGUUGAACGUUGAACCAUGAGUAGAAUUUGUAGCAACAGUAGAUACAACGGACUUUGAAAAUGUACACUGCAACGCGGCAAAUUGUUUCAACAGUGUUAUCAAACCCCAGGACGAUGCAUCGAUGAUGGAUGAGACGGGCAUUAUCGUUACUAAAGAUUUCGUACAAGUUUUCCACCCGGCAAAGCAACCAGUUUUGCCAGUUCUGCCGGUUGCAACCGGCAAAACUGACCCCAAUUACUUUUCCCCCACACUAAUUGCGGCGUGUUCGUCAACACCAUCUCAGAGAUAGCAGUUCAUACCACCUCACACAAACAAUGCAUUUCUCCUUCCUUGCCGUUAUUAUUGCUUUGGCGGCAUCGAUCAUGUCCGUCAGUGAAGCAUGCAGUGACCUGCGCGGAUCUUGUCGAAAUGUCAGGGACCAGGCCGGUGAGUCAAGUGUUUACUGUCACAUGAGUGCCGUCGUUGAUCGAACAAUGUGUAGCUCAGUGCUGAGUGAGAAAUGGGUAGAGUCGAUAUCGAGUCGGAGAAGAUAUGUCAAAUGAUGAAGUGUUUGCGAACUUUGUACUUUUUGGUGUUAGCAGAGCCCCACGAGUCGGUCAUAAAUCAAAUCCAUGUCGGCUAGAAAUCAUGCGUUUUGCAUGGUUGAUUAGUCGCUUGAUUGAUAAGGUAUGCAGUCGUGCGUAUCGUUUUUGUCUGGCUUGUCCUGUCCAGUGAAUGAAGUAUAACCUACAGU
Molecule: messenger RNA, 737 nt
Organism: Suillus bovinus
Lineage: Eukaryota; Fungi; Basidiomycota; Agaricomycetes; Boletales; Suillaceae
Exons: 3
Coding region: 319-546 (75 amino acids)
Source: RefSeq, a predicted model, not a curated record